CUCGCCGAGGCGUACCCGGAAGAAUUCGCGCCGGGUGUUCGAAGAAGUCGUGAACGAUUUUACGAGUACACGGAUUCGCGAUUCUCGAAGUCAAUAUUUGCUCCAGAGCUCGGACGGUUUCGGGAGUGUCGGCCGGGUCAGAGAGCUCGCCAGGAAACCACACGGAGUUUACGAAACGCGACCUUCGGCAGCGCGCACUCCCGUACCGGAAGUGGAUAUCGCGCGUACGUGGCCUAAGAGCAAUAAAGGAGGCCCGGCUCCGCAGGCCGCCAAAAGAGAAUGGGGAAAGACAGUCGCGCGGAGACCAAGAAGCGCGUCGGAUCACGCAACGGAACUGCGAAAUCGCUCGGAAGCACGUGACACGCGGGAUCGGAUCCGGCUGCUCGACCGAUCCUCCGCCGAUUUCCGGACAUCGGUUACCUUUCCGCUCCGAUUCGCGCGAUCGCGAACCAUAUCUUGUCGUUUUUUCGCGAAACAGAGUCUCUCCGUAGAAAAUCCCCCGUUUACCCUGUCUCACCGCCGCUCCCGUCGACGAAUUAACGAAACCGUGAUACUUGAUGUUCCAAGCCAGUUGGUAAAAAGUGCAUCGGGGAAUGGUGAAGCGACUGUAGAUCGGUGUGUUUUAGUGACAAAUGCGCGGAGUAUGACGUCAAAUGCAAUUAGAGGUAUACGGAGGAAGAAGAGCUCGCUAUGCGAGGUAAAGGUGGCUGUGAUCGGAGCACCCGGGGUCGGGAAGAGCGCGUUGACGGUGAGGUUUCUAACAAGGAGAUACAUCGGGGAAUAUGAUCACCAGUCAGAGAACAGAUACAAACACGAGGUGCUAGUCGACGGUGAACCUAUUCUUUUCGAAAUUUUGGAUACCUGCCCGAAGAGCGAGGACGAAUUGCCGUCCGCCGAUACUCUGCAAUGGGCUGACGGAUUGCUUUUGGUCUAUUCGAUAACCGACAGGAGUUCCUUCAAUUUUGUAAGAAAGGCGAAGGACACACUUGCCGUGGCUGAUCCAGAAGCCACAAUGCCUCUUGCUAUGGUGGGAAACAAAGCCGACAUGGUACACUUGAGGCAAGUUAGCACGGAAGAGGGGGAGAUACUCGCGAAAGAUUUUGAAUGCUGGUUCAGCGAAGUGUCCGCGGCUGAACAGGUCACCCAAGUCGCUGAGUCUUUCCACGAAUUAUGCCGGGAAGUUUUGGCUGCCAGAAGGAGAAACAAACAAUCUCUAUUGGACAGAAUGCUCGGUAGCAAAGCUACACGCGCUUACUCGCGAGGGAAAAGUGAUUCAGCGCUUCCGAAGGAUUAAUGUACACAAUUUCGUAAUUUAUUCACACGAAUAUCCGCUUUGAAAAUUCGUGUUAAACAAAUUAUCAUCAGAGUUAUUUCUAUGAGAAUUCACGACCUUGUUUUAGGAGAAAGAAGUAAUUGCAUACAAUUUAUGCACUCGUUUGUACUUAUCAUUAAAAUUAUAAGUACCAAAGAUUUAUAUAACAUCAUGUAACGUUUGUAAUUUAUAUAAUAAUCUUAUUUAUGCUAUUUAUGUUAAAGAAUUCGAUAAUACGAAUAGAGGCAAUAUAUCGAUAUGACAUAGGUUAAAAUUUACACUAAUUAGUACGAAACUGCAGUGCCAAGUAUAAAUAUUUAAAACAAUAUUUAAUGUUCAAUAUUGUCACGGUUAUUUAAACAUAUACAAUAUGUAAACAUAUAAUUUAGAUACAUGUGGAAUCUUUUAUCAGUUGAUCUAUAUUUAUUUUGUACUUAUAAUGAAAAGUUAUGACAAUAAAUAUUUUACUUAUUUAUUA
This is a messenger RNA of Megalopta genalis, 1790 nucleotides long. Its product is annotated as ras-related and estrogen-regulated growth inhibitor. Lineage: Eukaryota; Metazoa; Arthropoda; Insecta; Hymenoptera; Halictidae. The record is from RefSeq and is a predicted model, not a curated record. Gene Ontology annotation, molecular function: GTPase activity; GTP binding.